Aspergillus tanneri is the source of this 1089-nucleotide messenger RNA. RefSeq lists its product as uncharacterized. The transcript is spliced from 2 exons. Bases 1 to 1089 code for a protein of 362 amino acids. The record is from RefSeq and is a predicted model, not a curated record. Lineage: Eukaryota; Fungi; Ascomycota; Eurotiomycetes; Eurotiales; Aspergillaceae.
AUGCGCGUCUCUUCACCCUUGUGGCGCUCAGUCGAGCCAUUUCUAUAUACGCAGGUCGAUAUCAGGACGCCUGCCUGUUUGAACGCAUUGCUGCGGACCAUGAAUGAGCGUCCCGAUCUUACUGCUUCCAUUCAACACCUCCACAUAUGCCGCACCAUUCAUGCAGACCUUGGCGCCGCUGCGAACCCAGAUCAAUUGGUGCUGACCACAAAAAGGCUGCUCAGUCUGCUUUCCGGCCUGCGUUCUGUGCAUUUUGAUCAGUGGCCGGCCAGUCCCGGUAUCCUAGCAGAAUCCAUCCAGGGGGGAGGGCCAGCGGGUUUUCCAAAGCUGAAGAGAGUCGUCUUGAAGGAGAGAAAAACACUGAUUAACCAGCUACGCCCGUUAUGGACUCUUCCGGCUAUCGAGAGCAUCGAAAGCAGCGUAAGCGCCCCGGAAAUGAUGUCUAAUAGCUGGCCAACUGCUGCCACCCUCCAGAAUCUCUGCCUGAAGCCAGCAGUAUUGGAGGAAAAGAGCCUGGGGUUGCUAUUACAAGCGUGUCCGUCUUUAAAAAUAUUUACUUAUGAUCGACGAUGCAAUGUUGGUGAUGAGCCAGAAUUACUCCACUGUGCAAGUCUUACCACCGCCCUGCACCAUGUCAAGGGUACUCUUGAAGAACUGGAUUUUGGUGUUCUCCUCUAUUCCGACUAUGCAGAAGAGGUGGAGUAUCUGGAGAUAUCUCCUGUACUUGGCCACCUGGGACCACUGGAUUCAUUUAAAGUCCUCCACAAGCUCAAGGUCCCGGUGGCCGUGCUGCUGGGGUGGUUUGCUAAACAAGCACCGUCUCUCGCGGAUAUCCUACCGGGUUCGCUGUCCCAUCUAUGCUUAACUGAAGAUCUGUCAUCGCAAUGUACAUAUGAAUGGUCCGAGGAGUUGGUUCUUCAAAAGCUGCAGCCUUUCUUCGCAGCCGCUCGUCAAACAACUCCGCGUUUGAAGACAUUUGAGCUUCUGCCUUGUCGUGACUUUGAUCGCUGGGCGAUGCCUCUGGAAGAUCGACUCCGCGCGAUGUGCUCCCAACAUGGGAUAACCUGCAUCAUACCGGAGAACAAGUGA